UUCAGGUUAUGGUGAUAUAAGAAGAGGGGACACAUUGCAAAUAUGAGGGUCAUGUAAAGUGAAUAUGCAUGAGGACAAAUGUGCUGGUUGCUGUAGCACAUGCCAGAGAAGUCAUGUGGGUACUGCUUUGAACAGGUAGAAGUCUGUUAGGGAAGACAAGGAUGUAAAGAAGUGCGGUAGUCCCUUCUUAUCAGAGAGGACUUCAGCUUCUGUGGGCAACUGUCAUUAAGAAGUAUGCAAAAACAGAAAUGUGGUACUUCAUGCGAAGGCCUCUCCUCCACGCCUGAAGCUUUUUAAACUUAGUGCCCUCUGAGGCCGGUAGAGAAGGAGCAAGCAGAAACAAGCCACAGAAGGCUCUCUCCGAAUACAUGCUGCUGUUAUGUUGUCCUUGAGAGGGAAAGACAGUUGGAGUUCCGUUAUUGCAGGGUCAACUGAAAUAAAAAUGAAAACUAAGAAAUGAGCAUAAAAGUACUGUAGGAAAGUAGAAGAAAGAAACUUCACCUUGAAGUGACAUAGUUCUUGAGGACUCCAGAGAGUGUGCAGCUUGCCAGGUGUGUGACUCCAGAGUUUAAAGCAAAUGCUCCAAGGAAAGAAUGUCAAGGUCUUAUUGUCAGGAAGAAGUUUGCCUGAAGUUUAGUCAAGCUAAGAUCAUCUUGGUCAGAGUGAUCAAAAAUGAGUGAACGGGCAGAUAAAAACAAUUCCAUUCAAGAGGGACACACACAUCAAAGUACUUCUGAGAAAAACUGUCAAAUUGGACAGAAGCAACUGCAACAAAUAGAGCGGCAGCUGAAAUGCCUGGCAUUUCAAAACCCUGGACCACAGGUAGCAGACUUUAACCCUGAAACAAGACAGCAGAAAAAGAAAGCACGGAUGUCAAAAAUGAAUGAAUAUUUUUCUGUAAAGUACAAAGUUAUGAAGAAGUAUGACAAAAGUGGCAGGCUGAUUUGCAAUGAUGUCGAUCUGUGUGACUGUCUAGAGAAGAACUGCCUGGGCUGCUUCUACCCCUGCCCCAAGUGCAACUCCAACAAGUGUGGGCCCGAGUGCCGCUGCAGCCGCAGAUGGGUUUAUGAUGCCAUUGUCACGGAAUCUGGAGACAUCGUCAGCUCACUGCCAUUUAAUAUUCCUGACUAGAAGCUGCUGUGUGUGGAUUGAUUUGUUUCUUCUUUUUAUAUAUGUAAGAUAAUCAUUUUAUUUUGGGAAAAUUUUAGGCUUUGGACAAAAUAUUGGAAAAACCUACUUAAGAUUCAUGUUCAAUGCCAUAGAAUUGGCAGUAAUUCUAUAAAGUCUGUAUCUUCUCAAAUUCCUCAAUUACAACUAAAGGAUGUGAUAGUAGACAGAUCAACUUCUCUCCUUAGGCCAUCAUUUUGACUGUGCUAUUGCAUUAAACAUCUCUCCCCUCUUGGCUGGUGUCUGAGAAUAUGCAGUUUUAAGAUAUUCAGAACUCUGUAGCUAACAGCUUUUCUUAUAUAGAGCAUAGAACUGUAAAUGUAUGAUACCUCUUUAUCCUUAGUAUAUAUUUCUAGUUCCAAAUCAAAAUUGCCAUUUAAAUUAAAAGUAAUCCUUGUGUCUUUGUACUGUAUAA
Molecule: messenger RNA, 1582 nt
Organism: Fukomys damarensis (Damara mole-rat)
Lineage: Eukaryota; Metazoa; Chordata; Mammalia; Rodentia; Bathyergidae
Gene: Arl14epl
Product: ADP ribosylation factor like GTPase 14 effector protein like
Exons: 8
Coding region: 673-1131 (152 amino acids)
Source: RefSeq, a predicted model, not a curated record